Drosophila ananassae is the source of this 859-nucleotide messenger RNA. RefSeq names its product forkhead box protein G1. The record is from RefSeq and is a predicted model, not a curated record. Bases 389 to 706 code for a protein of 105 amino acids. The transcript has a single exon. Lineage: Eukaryota; Metazoa; Arthropoda; Insecta; Diptera; Drosophilidae.
AAAGUCUACAACGUUUUGUGUCUUUUAUCAUUUAUGUAUGCAUCGAUAUUUAUUUCUUUUUUUGAAUCAUCAAUCAUUGUUACUACCCGUCCGAAAUAUGUCCUUCCCCUUGAGUUAAAGUUCUAUGAUUCAGGCCAGAAUACAAAGCUCAUUUGACUUCACAACUCCUCCCCUUUAGGUGGAAAUGGCUUAUCAAUACUUAUUUUUUAUCGGGCAUGACAUUAAGUCCACCUGACAAGAUAAUUAACUGAGCUUCUGUGCAAAACAUACAUAGAUAAACGCAAAAAAUUCCCCCAAUUAGCGAUAAAAACUUCCUUAAAUAGUUAGGCGAGUGCGAAAAUAAAUUCAGUUUUUAAAAAGCGACAAAGGCGAAAACAUACCAAAAAGGAUGCCAUACUACGAGGAGGAACGUCAUCAUCACCAUCACCACCACCAUGGCAGACCCAUUGUGGAGGUGGAUAUUGUACCCCCGAGGAUUCCGCGGCCAGUGAUCGAGAUCGAUGUGGGCCGCCGCUACCCUCCCCAGCCCCAGGUUGUAGAGGUCAUCCAGCCGGCCCAGGUGUACCAGCCACCGCCGCCACCAAUCGUCGAAGUGGAUGUGAUGCGCCCCAGUCGUCCUUUCAUCGAGUUCCAGAUCGGAGGUCGUCGUCCGCCCCCGACUGAGGAGGUCAUCAUUGUUCAGCAGCCUCCUCCACCCAGGUGGUAGACGUGGCCCCAGGGAUAGUUCGGAAGAGUGAACCAUCACCAAAGUCUGCAAAAGAAAUAAUUAAAAUUAUAAGUUUAAUUUAAACCAAGAAAUGUAUAUUUCCUUAAAAACAACAUAAAGUCUUGAAAAAUAUAUCCAAUUAUUUAUUAAAAA